Molecule: messenger RNA, 1293 nt
Organism: Teleopsis dalmanni
Lineage: Eukaryota; Metazoa; Arthropoda; Insecta; Diptera; Diopsidae
Gene: bug
Exons: 2
Coding region: 258-1178 (306 amino acids)
Biological process (GO): cilium assembly
Cellular component (GO): cilium
Source: RefSeq, a predicted model, not a curated record
UUAUAUAUGAAAUAUAUUGAAUAGAGGCUUAAAUUCAUAUCAAAUCCUUCCAAUUUUUGCGCGAAUGUUUUUAAAUUUUAUCACAGCGCCACGUAGUGUUCAAACUUUGAAUAUUUAACAACAUUUCUUAUUCACCUCCAUAUAUUCACCAUAAAAUAAGCUGUCAUUUUUUUUAUUUGACAGACAAACAAACAAAAAUUGAAAUCUACAAAUUGUGCAGUGGGCAGUGAAGUUGUUCGACAAAACAUAGUCAAAAAAUGGUGUAUUAUAAAUUUGUGUUAAUUUUAUUGCUUGUUUUGCCACUGCAAAACACGGUUGCAGUUGAGUUGCAUGCCUUUCAGUCUAUAUUGAAUAUGAUGGGUUUAGGGAACUUACUAAAUAGUUCCAAGUGGAAGGAUGUAGCCAAUAUGACUUUGGAGGAGUUGGGCCAAUCUCGUGGUGAAUGCUUGUAUGAUUUUAUGGAUCAUGUAACCCAUCACGAAUUGGUGUCAUGUGCCCGUGAUGAUCACUACAUUGAACAUUUAUUGCCACCACGUACGGGCGAAGGAGCGCGUAAAGCGCAUAUUAUGGUUAAGUGCAUUCCAGCACCACCAUUAAUUGUAAAUGAUACUGUACAAAACAGCACACUGCAAAUUAUCCAUAGUGUUAAGGAUGUCAUAACACUGCUAAAACCAAUUGGAAAUUCCACCAAACGCAAUGAGCCUGGCAGUUGUGUUCUCUUAUAUUUCUACGCUGAAACAAGUUUAAUCUGUGCACAUGGCGCUCCACAUGCAAAUCAACUACCACAUGUGUUUCCCAAACUACGCAUGGCUGCUGUUGAUGCUCAUAAAUUUCCAAAUUUUAAUACUGAAUUUGGAGUCGUUGGUUUACCUACUUUAAUGCUGUUUCAUCAAGGUAGACCAGUAGUCAAAUUCUACAGCGACAGUGGGGACUUUAUUAAUUUCGUUACACGUCACACGGGUAUGAAACCAAUUGAUCCAUUACCUAAUAUAACAGAGAUAACUGGACCUCUUCCUUUGGAACCUACAAGUGGAACUGAUUUAAAUUUAUUACUUGCCUGGAGUUUCAUAUUACUUUGUGCUGGUAAUUCCUUUUCGAAGUCGCGUUUUUUCCUUUACGUCGUUGAUAUGAUUAAACGUAACUGGCGUGACACUGAAGCACGACUAGAUAAUAAUUAAUUUAGAAAUUUUCAUUUAAAAUUUGGGGGGUGUUAAUUCUGUUUUAAGAACAUAUUAAUGUAUCGGCUGUAAUUAUAUAGUAAUGUAUAAAAUAAAAAUUUAUAAUUGCAAUGAG